Rhodofomes roseus is the source of this 813-nucleotide messenger RNA. Its product is annotated as Gti1/Pac2 family-domain-containing protein. The transcript has 3 exons. Bases 1 to 813 code for a protein of 270 amino acids. NCBI's taxonomy places the organism in Eukaryota, Fungi, Basidiomycota, Agaricomycetes, Polyporales, Fomitopsidaceae. Gene Ontology annotation, molecular function: DNA binding. The record is from RefSeq and is a predicted model, not a curated record.
AUGUUCUACGACCCCGCCAACGACGUCCAACGCCCCACUCACCCUCGCUUGCACCUUCGUGACGUCCGGGACGCGCAUACGGUAUUCGAGGCCGUGCGCCUUGGGUUACUGAAGCGGGCCCAGCGCCGUUUGAACGAUACAGAACGCUCGACAUUCAUCCAGUCGGGCGCGGUGUUCGUUUGGGAGGAGAGCGAGGAGGACACAGGUCUGAAGCGAUGGACAGACGGCCGGAUCUGGAGCCAGUCACGGAUGCGCGAACCCUACCUAUUUUACGACGAGAAGUUAUCUCAAGAUGAACCUGACCCUCCGAGCGGACAAUCGUCCAGGUCAACAUUCCGUUUCGUGGAAGGACCUUCGAGGACGUGGAGCUCGUCAGCGCAAUCGCACUACGAGCGUAGCGACCACCAUCCGACAGGCCUUGUGAAACAGGCUUACUCUGCAUGGGUGCUGACCGCCCCUAAUACCCGCCCGCGCAAAUGGCAUUUGACGGCGUAUUUCACCUAUUCUGAUUUGCCCAGCAUUCCAACGGUCGACCACGAUCCGACAUUGCGCAAUGUCACGGUGCCACAGGGCGUCUACAGGAGUGGAAAGUCUAGGACGAGGAACCCUGAUGCGGGUCCCGUUCCGUACUCCUUGCCUGCACUUCAAUCGGCGACUCACUCGUUACCAGGGCGUCCGGGUACACCUGUCAUUUUGCCACCACCGAACCCGGAUGCCGCUGGUGGACAGGGAGACCAUAGCCCGCGUCGUGCACACCCGCGUCGCGCAGAGGAUGAGAGGAUGAUUCGUAUGCUGAACUCUCAACCUUUCUAA